Eptesicus fuscus (big brown bat) is the source of this 5097-nucleotide messenger RNA. RefSeq lists its product as uncharacterized. Gene Ontology annotation, molecular function: nucleic acid binding; RNA-DNA hybrid ribonuclease activity; zinc ion binding. The record is from RefSeq and is a predicted model, not a curated record. Gene Ontology annotation, biological process: proteolysis; DNA integration; virion assembly. NCBI's taxonomy places the organism in Eukaryota, Metazoa, Chordata, Mammalia, Chiroptera, Vespertilionidae.
AAGGCGCCUCUUGAAUAGCGAUCGCUUCGAAAUUUGGGAAUAAAAAUCUUGUCAGAACUGGCAAAUCUGUUCGGUCUGGUGGCUGUCGGGGAGGGACGUGAGUCUCCCCCGACUGCGGCUGACAGACGUGUCGGGAGGUCGCAGGCCACAUCCCCGGGGGACGCCCUGGUGGAAUCUGGAGAGGACCGGGGACGCCUGGAUCCCUCUCAUCUGCUUAAUAUUGAUUCUGAAACUCUGUUGCCAGUCAGGUCAAUUGGUUUUGAAAAACCUUCUUUUUGGAUCCUUAAAUUCUUGUCUCAACGUGUUGUGUCUGUCCUUGUCCUUUGUUCUUUGUUUCUUGUCGUGUGUGUGUGUGUGUUCGCGGUCAUGGGCCAGAGUACUUCUACUCCUUUGUCCCUGACCCUAGGCCGCUGGUCAGAGGUCAAGGGACGAGCUCAAAAUCUUUCCCUUGUCAUCAAAAAGAGCAAAUGGCAGACUUUCUGCUCGUCCGAGUGGCCUAACUUUAAGGUCGGAUGGCCCCCGGAGGGGUCUUUCCAUUUGCCUCUCAUAAGGGAAGUGAGGAAUCUUGUUUUUCAGCCUGGCCGACAUGGACACCCGGACCAGGAGCCUUACAUUUUGGUGUGGCAAGACUUAUGUGAAAAUCCCCCGGUGUGGGUUAAGCCCUUUUUACCCCCUGAUUCCCUCUCUAGGUCGUCGGUCUCCGCUUCCGAACCUGCUAUUCUUCCUGUAAAGCCAGCUCUGCCUUCUCCUCCACCCUCUGUUCCCCCGGUUCUUCCGGACUCACAACCUGAUCUUUUCCUUCUUGAUCCCCCGCCACCUCCUUAUGCCUCGGCCAGAGCUCCGCGGCGCGACCAAGGACCUCCUCCGGCACCUGGCCCAGUUCCUCCACCCAUGUCCCCGAUGGCGGCCUCCCCAGAUUCUACUCUUGAGGGCCCCCCGCCGCCGCCAGGCAGCGGACCUGCACUGCGGACUCGGAGCCGAUUCCAGCCAGACGAAGGGCCUGUAGCCACUACUCUGCCGUUGCGCCCAUAUGGGCCAAUGGUAGACAAUGGGGAAAGGGGGGAAAUGCCGGCCCUCCAAUAUUGGCCCUUUUCCUCCUCAGACCUGUAUAAUUGGAAAAAUAAUAAUCCUCCUUUCUCUGAGGACCCCACCCGACUAACAGGUCUCGUGGAGUCUCUCAUGUUCUCUCAUCAGCCCACCUGGGAAGACUGCCAACAGCUACUCGGGACUCUCUUCACUACUGAAGAGAGAGACCGCAUACUUCUAGAAGCACGAAAGAACGUCCGGGGACUAGACGGGCGUCCGACGCAGUUGCCGAACAUCAUUGAUGACAUCUUCCCGCUAACGCGCCCUAAUUGGGAUCCAAAUUCUUCAGAAGGUAGGGAGCAUCUGUCCUCCUAUCGCCAGGCUCUUGUGGCGGGUCUCCGGGCAGCUUCCAGGCGGCCCACCAAUUUGGCUAAGGUAAGAGAGGUCGUUCAGGGCCCCACUGAGUCCCCCGCGGUCUUUUUAGAAAGGCUAAUGGAAGCCUAUCGGAGGUUCACACCCUUUGACCCGCAAUCGGAGGACCAAAGGGCUUCAGUGGCCAUGGCCUUCAUUGGCCAGUCCGCUACCGAUAUACGGCGUAAGUUACAACGCCUAGAAGGAUUACAAGACCUCACCCUUAGAGAUUUAGUCAAAGAAGCAGAUAAAGUUUUUCACAAAAGGGAAACAGAGGAAGAAAAGGAAGAGCGGAAGGAAAAAGAGAGAGAGGAAAGAGAAGAUGCUAGAGACAAAAAAAGAAAUAAAGAAUUAACUAAAAUCCUGGCCACAGUGGUAGAUAGUGGAAAGAAACAGAAAGAAAAGGGAGGCAGUACCGGGCCACGGCCAAGCUUAGACCCGAACCAGUGUGCCUACUGCAAGGAACAUGGGCACUGGAAGAAAGACUGUCCUAAGAGACCCAAGAAGGGCCUGCAGGCUAAGCAGCCUGCCCUGUUAGCCCUGGAUGAAGAUUAGGGGCGACGGGGCUCGGACCCCCUCCCCGAGCUCAGGGUAAAGUUUAACGUGGAGGGGACUCCCAUUGACUUUGAAGUAGACACUGGAGCCGUUUACUCGGUUUUGCAAGCGCCCUUGGGACCACUGUCAACCAAGCGGUCUUUAGUAAGAGGUGCCAAUGGGAGCCGAUACCGGGCUUGGACUACCAGGAGGACCAUGGACCUGGGAAGGGGAAAAGUCCAUCACUCCUUCCUUGUGAUACCUGAUUGCCCGGCCCCAUUAAUGGGGAGAGACCUGCUCACUAAACUGAAGGCCCGCAUCACCUUCGACCCUGAGGGACCCAGAGUAGAGUUUCUGAGUCCCUUGGUAGAACGGCCGGUAGUCACAGCCCUAACUAUGUCUGUAGAAGAUGAGUAUCGCCUGUACAACUCUCCAGUAGAAAAGCAGGACAUGACAACCUGGCUUGAGGAGUAUCCAGAUGCUUGGGCCGAGAAGGCCGGGCUAGGGCUGGCGGAAAACCAACCCCCAGUGGUGGUCACCCUAAAGACCUCUGCAGCACCAAUUCGGGUCAGACAGUACCCCAUGAGUAGGGAGGCUCGGGAAGGAAUUAGACCACACAUUCAGAAGCUAAUCCAAGAGGGGGUUUUGAGGCCCUGCCAGUCAGCCUGGAACACACCACUCCUCCCUGUCAAAAAGCCAGGAACGGGAGAUUACCGACCAGUGCAGGAUCUGAGGGAAAUUAAUAGUAGGGUACAGGACAUACAUCCCACUGUACCUAACCCCUACAACCUUCUAAGCACCCUUCAACCUGACAGAACCUGGUAUACUGUAUUAGAUUUGAAGGAUGCUUUCUUCUGUCUACGGCUUUGUGAAAGCAGCCAACCAUUGUUUGCCUUUGAAUGGAUUGAUCCAGAGGCCGGGAUAGCGGGGCAACUGACCUGGACAAGGCUACCCCAGGGCUUUAAGAACUCACCCACCAUUUUUGAUGAGGCCCUCCACCAGGACCUGGGUUCCUUCAGAACCCGACACCCGGAGGUGACUCUGCUCCAGUACGUAGACGACCUACUGUUGGCUGCACCGUCUCAGGAGGAAUGUGAGUAUGGGACCCGUUCCCUAUUGCAAGAACUUGCUCAGCUGGGGUACCGGGCGUCAGCUAAGAAGGCCCAGAUAUGCAGGCGGGAAGUAACUUUCCUAGGAUAUACUCUCCGGGAAGGAAAGCGGUGGUUGACGGAGGCCCGGAAAAAGACUGUUGUGCAGAUUCCCGUACCCGCCUCCAGGAAACAACUCCGAGAGUUCCUGGGGACGGCUGGGUUCUGUAGACUAUGGAUCCCGGGGUUUGCAUCAUUAGCCGCCCCACUUUAUCCACUUCUAAAAGGGGAUGCGGAAUUUUCCUGGGGGCCAGAACAGCAGCAGGCCUUUGAUGACAUCAAGAGGGCCCUAUUGUCAGCCCCAGCACUGGCACUCCCCGAUGUUGAGAAACCCUUCACCCUCUACAUAGAGGAGCAAGGAGGGACAGCCCGAGGAGUCCUAACCCAGACCCUAGGACCCUGGAGGAGGCCAGUGGCCUAUCUGUCCAAACGCUUGGACUCGGUAGCAGGAGGAUGGCCCCGCUGUCUUAAAGCUAUCGCUGCCGCUGCUCUGUUAGCCAAAGAUGCCGAUAAACUGACUCUAGGACAAAAAUUGACCAUCAUAGCCCCGCAUGCUUUGGAAAGCAUUAUCAGGCAGCCCCCAGACCGGUGGCUCUCAAAUGCACGCAUCACCCAUUAUCAGAGCAUUUUGUUGGAUAAGGAUCGAGUAACCUUUGGGCCCCCUUCUACCUUAAACCCUGCCACCCUGCUCCCGGACGAAGCUGCGGAUCCAGUCUUGCACUCCUGCCAAGACAUCCUGGCAGAGGAAGCAGGAAUCCGCCACGACCUGAAGGACCUUCCAUUACCCAACUCAGAAGUAACCUGGUUCACGGACGGUAGCAGCUUCCUGCGAGAGGGUAAGAGACAUGCGGGGGCGGCGGUGGUCAGCAGAACUAAGACCAUAUGGUCAGCAGGGCUGCCAGAAGGGACCUCAGCCCAGAAAGCGGAGCUGAUUGCUCUCACAAAAGCCUUAGAAUUGGCUAAAGGAAAAAAGGCUACCAUCUAUACAGACAGUCGCUAUGCAUUUGCUACUGCUCAUGUACAUGGGGCCAUAUACCAACAAAGAGGACUACUAACCUCAGCCAGAAAGGACAUUAAGCACAAGGCUGAAAUCCUUGGACUAUUGGCGGCAGUUCUGCUGCCCACCGAAUUGGCUAUAGUCCAUUGCCCUGGUCAUCAGAAAGGAUCAGACCCUAUAGCCGUAGGGAAUCGGCGGGCAGAUGAGGAAGCCAAGGCAGCAGCUCUUCGAGGGGCAGGAGUUCUGGCACUAAUAACUGAGACCCCAGAGGAGAAUCUGGCACCCACGACUGUUAAAAGUAAGGAACAACAGGCAACUUCCUACUUACAGCACGUUCAUCAGCUCACUCAUCUAGGUGCCAGAAAAAUGCAAGAACUGCUGAGGGAACAACCCUUUUCCUUAGCGGCUACAGAGAACAAGAGGUUGACGGAACAAGUAGCUAAGAAUUGCCAGGCCUGUCAGAUUGUGAAUGCACAUCAAUCCCAAACCUCAGAGGGUAAGAGACUAAGAAGAAAUAGGCCUGGCCAAUUCUGGGAAGUAGACUUUACUGAAAUCAGGCCAGCCAAAUAUGGGUUAAGAUUUCUCUUAGUUUUUGUAGAUACUUUCUCAAGAUGGGUAGAGGCCUACCCCACCCGGAAGGAAACAGCCCAAGUGGGUAAAAAAAAUUAUAGAAGAACUUUUUCCUCGGUUUGGACUGCCCCAGGAGACCUCAAGGUGCCCCACUCCUUCCACGUUGGAGAUUCAGUGUUCGUGAGGAGGCACCAGACCCACAGCUUAGAGCCCCGGUGGAAAGGACCCUACGUAGUGCUGCUGACCACUCCAACUGCGGUGAAAGUAGAUGGCAUCUCAUCAUGGAUCCAUGCCUCUCAUCUCAAGCCUGCCCCACAGCCAGGACCUGAAUGGACAAUGGAGAGGACUGACAAUCCUCUUAAGCUUCGCCUUCGCCGUAAGCCCUUGCCUGCCCAGUCCGAUGGCAGGUAA